AUGUCUGCUUUGAGGAAACUGAUCCAGUUGAUCUCUACUGCUGCAAUCAUCGUCCUCUUUUCCUCUCUGAACAAACUCAACACAGAAGUAUCUACUCUCGGCAAACACCGGGUGGGAAAGCACGAGGAAUUAUUCCUUGAUGCGUCGGCUUGGUCACUUCCUGGCCGUAAUGGAUCCAUCUCUGAAACACGAGACUCACUGGAUUCAGCUGCCACUUCACCAUCGUCCGACUUCCAUCCUGGAGUCCCUAAACCUUUAGGCUCAACAUACAGUCGUGCCAUGGUCAUCCCCCGGCUUCAGAGUGAUAACAUUUCAUGGGUCUCAGACGAGUUGCCAAAUGUUGACGCAGCAGUCUACACCGCGAACGACCCAUUGGCGGUGAUGCAUCCACCCAAAAACAAAGGACAUGAAGUUAUGAUAUACUUAUCGUACAUCAUCAACCACUACGACGCCCUACCUGACAUUCUCAUAUUCAUGCAUGCGCAUCGUUGGACGCACCACAACAAUGCCCUUUUAGCCUACGACGCAGCUGAGAUGGUCCGAAGGCUAAACAGUGAUUAUGUCACCAGGGAGGGAUAUGUGAACAUGCGAUGUCAGUGGUCGCCAGGCUGCCCGGAGUGGCUUCAUCCUGGCAACCCACGAGAAAGUCUCGAGAAGCAAGAAGAAGUUGUACUAUCAAAAAGCUGGAGUGAGCUUUUCCCUUCGGACCCUCUUCCCGCUGCCCUAGGUCAAACGUGCUGCGCGCAAUUUGCCUUAUCAAAGGAGCGUGUCCUCGCGAUACCUCUCAGCCGCUAUGUUUACUACCGGGACUGGAUCACUAGGACCCCAUUGAGUGACUAUGUAUCGGGAAGAAUCUGGGAAUACUCAUGGCAAUUCCUAUUCACAGGUCAAAGCAUCUACUGCCCCGCCGAGCAUAUCUGUUACUGUGGCGGUUUUGGCUUGUGCUUUGGCGGAGAUUCGGAAUUUGAGGAAUUCAAAGAAUUGCGAAAGAAGAAGCGAAAGUUCGAAUUGGAGACGAACGAGCUACGCGAGCGGCGAGCCUUGAAUGGGGGAACUGAUAUGGAGAUUCAAAGCAACAAUACCUCAGCGGUAAGAUACCUCUAUCUGAACAAUCAGAUUGAUAUCCUAGAGCAAGAAUUGGCUUUAAGAAAAAAGGUUGCGCUGGAGCGGGGUUUGAAUCCCACGAACAGAGCAGAAGAGUGCGGUACAAGAUAG
Letharia columbiana is the source of this 1215-nucleotide messenger RNA. RefSeq lists its product as uncharacterized. Lineage: Eukaryota; Fungi; Ascomycota; Lecanoromycetes; Lecanorales; Parmeliaceae. The record is from RefSeq and is a predicted model, not a curated record. The transcript has a single exon. Bases 1 to 1215 code for a protein of 404 amino acids.